Molecule: messenger RNA, 948 nt
Organism: Cannabis sativa
Lineage: Eukaryota; Viridiplantae; Streptophyta; Magnoliopsida; Rosales; Cannabaceae
Product: sterol carrier protein 2
Exons: 4
Coding region: 345-722 (125 amino acids)
Cellular component (GO): cytosol
Source: RefSeq, a predicted model, not a curated record
ACUAAUGCACACUCCUGCAACUAUCUAACUUGAACGAAACAAAACCAAAAUCAACACAAAACCCAACUUCCUCAACCUUAUCAUUUUAAUUUGAUAUAUUAAUUAAAAAAACACUUGUUUCGAAAUGCGUGCCCUCACAGUUCACCCUUCUCUCUCCUAUCUUCACACGAAAGCAACCACCUAAUUUCACCCUUCUCCUCUAAAAUAACGAAAGCAAUUAAUUAAUUUUGGAAUAUAAAUAAUCAGUGAUCGGCAGAACCAGAAGGUUCAUUCGGUCACGAAACAGCUUAUUAUAUAUAUUUGAUCUUUCUUCGUCGUACAAUUGAGAAACUUCAGUAAAGAAAAUGGCGACCCCUCAGCUCAAGCCGGAGACUUUGUUUGACUUGAUGAGUAAACACUUUGAAACGGACGAGGGUAAAGAGCUCUGCAAGAAAAUUAAUCUCGUUUACCAGAUCAAACUCGCACCCGAGAAAAUUGGGUUCAAUGAGGUCUGUUAUACUAUUGAUCUGAAGAAUGGCAAGGUCAUCAAAGGAACAUUGGAAGGAGAAAAGCCUGAUGCUACAUUUUCCUUCAAAGAAAAAGAUUUUAUCAAAAUUGCACUAGGAAAGAUGAAUCCCCAGAUUGCUUUCAUGAGGGGAUUAAUGAAGAUUAAGGGCAGUUUGAGUGCAGCACAGAAAUUUACACCUGAUAUUUUCCCUAAGUUCCCAGUUUCAAAGCUGUGAGCAUGUAACUAUUUUGGGCUUCUCUGUAUUUGUAUUGAAAUAGUUACACUGCAAUUUGAAUAUUGAGGGCCAUGAACUAGGAAAGGAGAAAAGGUUUUAAAGUGUUUUGGAUUUGAUAUAAUCAAGCAUCAAUAACAUAAAUAUAACUUAUAAUGCAAUUACCCGAGGUCUUGGACUUGGAAUAUAAAGUUAUUCUAUGAUUGAUUUGGAUGGUUUUACUUUCAUA